Molecule: messenger RNA, 213 nt
Organism: Microthlaspi erraticum
Lineage: Eukaryota; Viridiplantae; Streptophyta; Magnoliopsida; Brassicales; Brassicaceae
Source: the annotation of a GenBank genome assembly
AUGGCGGGAAUGAAUCCGAUGAUGCAUCAUCACCCGCAGGGACAACACGCUCUGAAGCAAGCUGCGAUGGGAGCCACUGGUUCAAGCCAGGCUAUCUAUGACGCUGGUUUCCAGAACGCGCAGCAGCUCAUGUACGACCAGGUCCUUGUUGUAAUGUCAUCAUGUAGCUGUGUCGCUUUGUGGUUUUUUCUUUUUCAGAGGAAGAGUCAAUAA